Camarhynchus parvulus is the source of this 3046-nucleotide messenger RNA. RefSeq names its product homeobox containing 1 (gene HMBOX1). The record is from RefSeq and is a predicted model, not a curated record. Gene Ontology annotation, molecular function: double-stranded telomeric DNA binding. The coding region runs from base 1394 to 2761 and encodes 455 amino acids. Lineage: Eukaryota; Metazoa; Chordata; Aves; Passeriformes; Thraupidae. Gene Ontology annotation, cellular component: nucleus. The transcript has 11 exons. Gene Ontology annotation, biological process: positive regulation of DNA-templated transcription.
CUCUGCAUGCUGGAAGGCAGAUUCCCUGCUUAUCUGGAGCCUGGAGGCUGUGUCCAGUUAGUGGGAAACAGAUCUGUUUAAUGGCAAAUGGAUGCAUCAGUAUCUUUGAUAAGAAUAAAAGCUGAUUGCUGGCUAAGUUGGCUGAUAAAACCAGCAAUGAAGCAUCUCUACCUUGUCUUUGUAAUUACACCUAAACCUGAGUUUAUAACCAGAAUUGAAAAAUCUGGUUUUCUGUUUAAAAAGUUUUCUUUUUAAAUAGCUUGAACUAUAAAAAUGCCUUUUUCUAAAGCCUAAGUUUUUUGUUGUAAUGCCUCUGUUCUUGUAAUGGACUCCAACAGAACCUCAGCAUGGUAUUUCUACUGCCAAUAUGUCAAAUCAAGUCAAACCAGUGGAGUGGUGGUUGUCACUCUUGGCUGAGCACAUGGAACCAGAGUCUGAUGAAACAGUAAACCUGGCUUUUGUCAGAAGCAGCCUCUUCUGCAUGUGCAUAGAGAAUAUUUCCUUUAUUUCUGUGUAUUCAGAUAGUUCAUAUCACAGCCUAUUUAAUUCAAAACUGAGAAACCAUUUGGGAGCUGUAAAUGCUGAAAUUCUUGUUUUCCUCCCCUAACAUAAGGUGGAAAAAAGAACAAUGAGGGAGGAGAUUCACUAAUACUGAAAUCUUUCCGUGGAGGACACAGCAAGGUUCAAUUCAUUUAAUAAAGAGAAUUCAUUUGUUUUCACUAAAGCAUUUUAAAAUGCAAACCAUGUUUCUGUAACCCUUCUAUGCAUCCUGCACCUAUGAUGUAUCAUUCAAGAUUAAUAAAACUCUAAUACAUAAAAGCUGGCAUUUUAAAAUUGUUUUAUAAACAGUCUGGCUACUAACCCAGGGUGGAAACUGGAAUGCAGGUAUGCUGCUCUUCAGGCCUUUGCCUGGCUAGAGGAUUAAGCUCCAGAUUUUGGGUUUUUGUUUUUGUUUUUUUUUUUAAUUUAGAGGAAAAUGAAAGCUUUAGGGGAAGAUUUAAGCCCCGAGCAUGGGGUGUCCAUCCAGUGAUGUUCAGGGUGGUGUCAGUCACUCUGAGGUGUCCGUGGCUCAGAGAAAGGCUCAAUGAAUGUCCCUCAAUAAAUGUCCCUCCUAAUUUAGAGGUGUCUGACUCACGAGCUGGCGGGUAAAAGGGAGACAGUGACCAUGGAGUUGUCAUGGCCAUCUCCUCUGCUUGUCCUUAAAGGAAUUGCUGCUGUCCAGUGCUUGGAGCAAAGGAUGUGGGCACCUUCUCCAAACUGAGAUACUGCAAGUCUGAAAACUGUGAGAGCUGCCUCCCUUUAGGCCACGCUGAGACACGACACUCAGGGAGGAAUGGUGAAUAACACUGAAGACCCUCAAGAGGCUUUGUAACGUCCCAUCCUCAUGUAAAGUAUGCUCAGAACUUUUCCAGUAGUCCUGCUGGAAACCAUGUCUCACUACACAGACGAGCCAAGAUUCACCAUAGAGCAGAUCGACCUCCUGCAGCGCCUGAGACGCACGGGAAUGACCAGGCAUGAGAUCCUGCACGCCCUGGAAACCUUGGACCGUCUGGACCAAGAGCACAGCGACAAAUUCGGGAGAAGAUCUGGCUACGGAGGCGGCUCCUACGGCAACAGCACCAACAACGUGCCGGCGUCGUCCUCGACGGCCACGGCUUCCACACAGACGCAGCACUCCGGGAUGUCCCCGUCCCCGAGCAACAGUUACGACACCUCCCCACAGCCUUGCACUACGAAUCAGAACGGGAGGGAGAGUAACGAGAGGUUGUCUGCCUUCAAUGGGAAGAUGUCGCCCACCCGCUACCCCCUGGCCAACAGCCUGGCCCAGAGGUCCUACAGCUUCGAGGCUUCCGAGGAGGAUUUGGACAUCGACGACAAAGUGGAGGAGCUGAUGAGGAGGGACAGCAGUGUGAUAAAGGAAGAAAUCAAAGCCUUCCUCGCCAACCGGAGAAUUUCCCAAGCAGUUGUUGCACAGGUAACAGGGAUCAGUCAGAGCCGGAUCUCCCAUUGGCUGUUGCAGCAGGGGUCGGACCUGAGUGAACAGAAGAAAAGGGCAUUUUACAGAUGGUACCAGCUUGAGAAGACAAAUCCUGGGGCUACACUAAGCAUGAGACCCGCUCCCAUCCCAAUAGAAGAGCCAGAAUGGAGACAGACGCCUCCCCCAGUCACAGCUACCUCUGGGACCUUCAGACUACGGCGAGGCAGUCGGUUCACGUGGAGAAAGGAGUGCCUGGCUGUUAUGGAGAGUUACUUCAAUGAGAACCAAUAUCCCGACGAGGCAAAGAGAGAAGAAAUUGCCAACGCCUGUAAUGCAGUUAUACAAAAACCAGGAAAAAAAUUGUCGGAUUUGGAGCGAGUUACCUCCCUCAAAGUGUACAACUGGUUUGCCAACAGGAGGAAGGAGAUCAAGAGAAGAGCCAAUAUUGAAGCAGCAAUCCUGGAGAGCCAUGGAAUAGAUGUACAGAGUCCAGGAGGUCACUCCAACAGCGACGACGUGGACGGCAACGACUACUCAGAGCAGGACACUUGGCAAGUACGCAACGGGGAGGAGGAGGGACGAUGUUCCGAGGGAGGCAGAGAAGCAGAGAAGGUAGAAGAAGACAGGAGGAUCUGCUCCAAACAAGAUGACAGCACUAGCCAUAGUGACCACCAAGACCCCAUUUCCUUAGCAGUGGAGAUGGCAGCAGUCAACCACACCAUCCUGGCGCUGGCCCGGCAAGGAGCCAACGAGAUCAAGACAGAGGCUCUGGACGACGACUGAUGCCAAGAGAGGGGAGGGUCAAAGCAAGAAGUAACUUAGUUUUAGACGUAGCACCUUAGCAGACUUUCCUCAGUCCUUAAUAUGUGUUCUUACAGUAUAACUUUGCAGUUUCUUGUACGUCAGUUAGCUGUUAGGGUCUUGUUCUGUGAAGAUGGCAUGGUGCCCUCAGCCUUUGCAUAUACUCUCUCAGUAUUAAUUCCCAAUAAAUAAUCAAUCAACCAACCAACCUCCCUCUCCCGGCCCCCAGUGGCUAGAAAGGUAAAAUUAAAAAAAAAAAAAAAAAAA